This is a messenger RNA of Nomia melanderi (Alkali bee), 4342 nucleotides long. Its product is annotated as Lipophorin receptor 2. Gene Ontology annotation, cellular component: signaling receptor complex; catalytic step 2 spliceosome; plasma membrane. NCBI's taxonomy places the organism in Eukaryota, Metazoa, Arthropoda, Insecta, Hymenoptera, Halictidae. Gene Ontology annotation, molecular function: hormone binding; calcium ion binding; protein binding. The record is from RefSeq and is a predicted model, not a curated record. Gene Ontology annotation, biological process: mRNA splicing, via spliceosome; receptor-mediated endocytosis.
CGGCCACGGCUUCGGGCUUACAGCAUCCAGCCGCCAUCGUGAGUGCAUCGCGACCGAUCAGCCGCGAUAGUACCCUUCGAAUCUAGCGUUCAGUAACCGUUUCGGAUCGUGACCGGUAUCUUCCGCGAGAAAGGAAGUACCUUGAAAACUGGUUCGUGGUUUUUCGGUCGCAUUUUAUUCAGUGAUUGUCGGGACAUCGAUAUUUGUUUGGAAGACUUCAUCAACUGGGUUCAUCUUUGGGGACUCUGGUCUAGGUUCUUGGCUGUUUAGCAGUGAAGAAGGAAGAAAAGGUUGAAAGUUGGUUCGCCAUUUUUUGAUCACAUCUUAUUGAGUGAUUUUCCUCGGAAUAUCGAUAUUCAUUUGGAAGACUAUAAACUGGGUUCAUCUUUGGGAACCCUGGACUAGGUUUUUGUCGGUUUAGCAGUGGGAAAGAGGAAAGUCUCUUGAAAAUUGGUUCACGAUUUUCUGGUCAAGUUUCAUUCAGUGAUUUUCAUCGGGACGUCGAUAUUGAGUUGGACGACUCAGCAGACCAGGUCCACCUUUAGCGUCUCUGGUCCAGAUCCCCGGCUACUUAUCGAGAAGAAUCUUUUGUCUAGACCCAGGGGAGUGUUUCCCGGUAAUCUCCGGGCGGAGAGCUAGAGACAGCGAGUAUCGUGAGUUCAGUAGAUAGAAGGCCAAUAGAGCUGGCGAAAGAAAGUGGAGCGGCGGAGUGGAUCGAGGAUUUUAUUCGGUGCUACAUGAAACUCGGUUACUCGCUGGUUAUUCGGUUCUGGGUAGGGUGCGAAGAGUUCGAACCAAUUGGAGGACAAUCUUUCAGUCGCGUUGAAGGAACAUCAACGAGCUCGAAGCUUGUCGAUUGGACCCGCAAUUCUAAAUAGCGCGUCGUGGGGAUUUACCCAGGUGGUAGCGGAUUAAGCGAAAGGUUUUGUGAGCUAGUGAUUCGGAGGAAGCGCGCUCGGGAUCUCGAAGGGAGAACCAUGCAAUCCGUUUCCGGCUCAAUGAGGCUUUUCAGCCCAGUCCGACACAUGUGCACCCUGGUGCAGCUCGCGUGCGUCGCGACCAUCGCGUUAACCGUGGACGUUCACCACGAAGACGAUAAUCCACUUCUAGGUCUGCACAAGUGCACCGACUCGGAGUUCAAGUGCAAGAACGGCAUAUGCAUAGUCGGAACAUGGGUCUGCGAUGGCGACAAGGACUGCGGGGAUGGGUCUGAUGAGGAUCCAGCGGUUUGCCGAACGAAGACUUGCACGACGGAACAAUUCACAUGUCACUCGGGUAACGGCGAGUGCGUGGCGCUCACAUGGAUGUGUGACGGCACGCCGGACUGUACGGACGGAUCAGAUGAGAGUGAAUGCAACGACACUUGCCGAUCCGAUCAAUUCACGUGCGCCAACAAGCAGUGCAUCCAGCAGAGCUGGGUAUGCGAUAACGAUGACGACUGCGGGGACGGCAGCGACGAGAAGGAUUGCAAGCCAUUCACCUGUCUUCCUGAAACGGAGUUUGCCUGCUCCGAGAAUCACUGUAUACCGUCUAACUGGAGAUGCGACGGUGACGCUGAUUGUCCGAAUCGCACCGACGAAAUCGGAUGCAAGGAAUCUGCCAAUGGCCAUCGUUCCAGCCACUGUGGUGCAAAAGAAUUUGAUUGCGGAGAUGACAUGACAUGCAUAGGUCAAAAUUGGGUGUGCGAUGGCGAAAAAGAUUGCCCAAACGGUGCAGACGAAUCAUCGGAACGUUGUCACAUUGUCUGCAGACCUGAUCAGUUCCAAUGCGAAGAUCAUUAUACUUGCAUAUCAGGCCACCUGUUCUGCAAUGGCAAAGCAGAAUGUGCCGAUGGAAGUGACGAAAAGAACUGUACAAGUAAAACAGUCACUUGUGAUCCAUUGACUCAGUUUCAAUGUAGCGAAGGCUCCUGUAUUCCCAUGUAUAAGGUUUGCGAUAAGAAUCGGGACUGCAUUGGCUGGGAAGAUGAGAGUUCUGAGCUUUGUAAUGUAAACGAAUGUCUGGACAAGAAAGGUGGAUGUUCUCAACUUUGCAUCGACUUACCCAUUGGUUUCCGAUGCGAUUGCCUUCCUGGCUAUAGGUUAAUCGAUAACCGAACAUGCGAUGAUAUAAAUGAAUGUCUGGAACCAGGUAGCUGUUCUCAUUUCUGUCUGAAUGAAAAAGGCACUUUUAAGUGUAGUUGUGCUGAUGGUUAUCUCAAAGAUCAUAGAAAUCACACUCGCUGCAAAGCAUCAGAAGGUCAUGCGAGUCUUCUCUUCACCAGACGGCAUGAUAUUAGGAAAGUAGCUUUGGAUCGACAAGAGAUGACAGAAAUAGUAAACAAUACAAAGAUGGCAGCAGCUUUAGACUUCGUGUUCCGUACGGGUAUGAUCUUUUGGAGCGACAUAAGUGAAAGAAAGAUCUACAAAGCUCCGAUAGAUGAAGGUAACGAACGCACAGUUGUCAUUGAUGAUGGUUUAACAACGUCAGAUGGUCUUGCUGUUGAUUGGAUAUACAAUCAUAUUUAUUGGACUGAUUCUGAAAAGAACACCAUAGAAUUGGCCAAUUUCGAAGGUAACAUGAGAAAGACUCUCAUAAAGGACCAUGUGCAAGAGCCUAGAGCAAUUGCUCUAAAUCCCGCAGAAGGGUGGAUGUUCUGGACUGAUUGGAGCGAUGAAGCUCGUAUUGAAAAAGCUGGAAUGGAUGGUUCCCAUCGAAUGGUAAUAGUGGAUAAUGAUGUGAAAUGGCCAAAUGGACUGACCCUGGAUUUAAUAGGUAAAAAAGUGUACUGGGUAGAUGCAAAAUUAAACAUAAUUGGAUCAUGUAAUUAUGACGGAUCAAAUAAACGAACGGUUCUCUAUUCUCCCGAAUCGCUGAGACACCCGUUCAGUAUUACAACAUUUGAAGAUUACGUGUAUUGGACUGACUGGGAUAAAGAAACAAUAUUCAGAGCUAAUAAAUUUACUGGUAAAGAAGUGAAACCCGUCACGUCAGUUCAUACCGCGCAGCAGCCGAUGGUCGUUCACGUAUACCAUCCAUAUAGACAACCGGAUGGAAUUAAUCAGUGUCAGGCUGUGAAUGGACAUUGCAGUCAUUUAUGCUUGCCAGCACCGAAAAUUAACUCAAAAUCGCCUGUUCUUAGUUGUGCUUGCCCGGAUGGUCUGAAAUUAUUACCCGAUGGUUUGAUGUGCGUAGAAAAGGUAACUACAACUGUAGCACCUACAACGCAAGAAAGUAGUAAACCGUUCAAGAGACUUGUACCGCACAACGUUACCACCACUACUGACCAUCCGUCACAUUCGACAGAUGGAGAUGGAAAAGAUGGUCUUGCGGCCGAAUCAACGGAUGCUGGUUUAGUUGCCGGUAUAGUGAUAGGCGUGGCGUCUUUUGGACUGUCACUCCUUGCAUUAGUAGCAGUAUUGUGCUAUAGGCAUUAUCUUCAUCGUAACGUCACGAGUAUGAAUUUCGAUAAUCCUGUGUAUAGGAAAACCACUGAAGAUCAAUUUAGUCUUGAGAAAAAUAGGUUUCCACUCCCCACUGCUACUGUUGGAGAAGAGGCUCAGGAGCCAUUAACGAGUCCUGGAACUAAUGAUUAUGUUUAAGAUUCAAUCUAUUGAUGAAACGGGCUUAGCAGGCUGUUGAAAUAAUGUCGACCAAAUAACAAAAAGAAAUCAUAUGUAAAAAAUGAUGAAACGCACUAACGUCGAGGAAGCCUAUUUAAUAGUAUACCUGCGUUUGCCUGCCUGCCUGCCAACUCAGCUGUGAUUAUGUUUACUUUUUUUGUUUUUGUACUGUGCCUAUUUGUUUACAAAUUUAAGCAUCUCCUCAUUCAACUAUACUGUACCUACAUGUAUAUGCAACAUUUAGAUUUGCUCUGAGGCAUAAAGGGAAAAAUGUCUAGGUGAACUGUAAUUGUUGCCAAAUAAGCGUCACAAGAGCGCCCAUUUUCAAGUAGUUAAGUAAGGUACCAGAAAUUCCUACUGUGUAAUGUUCUCUCUUCGGUUUACAAUGCGUAAUGUGUAAUAUAGUGCUAUUUAUCACACUAAUGUGGGGUCACGUCGCAUAUAUGUUUAAAUUUAUAUAAAUAUAUAUACAUAGAAUAUUUUUAUCUACAUGUAAGAUCUUUAACUUGUUAUUGUUUCACUAUUUAUUCUGUAAGAGUAUACAUACUCAAGUAUAAUUUUCAGUUAGAUAUUUAGAUACUGUUGCAUAAUUAAAAUCACAUGUAUAUAAAACACAAAUUCAAAGUGUAUCAUAGAAAUAAUUUUUAAAAUCAUUAGUAACAAUAUUGAAUUAUCGAAAACCUUUACAGGUUCUUUAUGAAUUUGUUAAAUUAUUUAUAAUACAUUUUAAAAUGUAUAUU